CCCAACCUCACUCCAUUUUUCCUUUUUCCUCAAAAAAUUCCACUUUUGUCUCUUUGUUUUUUUUUUAUUUUUUAUAUAAUAUUUUUUUGAUGUUCGUACACACACACACACACACUCACUCUACUACUAUAUCACUUUGGUUUUGCUACAAUUUUCAAUCUUUUUUCAGUUCUGCGGCUCACACACCAUUAAUUCACUCUAUCCAGUGGUACUAUACCAGCCAGCUAGUUUCCCCCCUUCUCUGCCACUCCCACCAGCAGCAGAACCACCCCUCAUCACCACCGCGUCAAACACCAGGCCUUUUCCGUUCUUUGCUACAUUGGUCAAAGUAAUUAACCUUCUGCUGCUGUGGUAUUAUUAUUCUUUCUUCCCCACCACCAUUACUGCUCCCUUAAUUCUACCUCAAUCUCCUUUUCGACACUGUCCCCCCAAUCUCUAAAAAAUCCUUCCCACUUUCUUCUCCCUCUUUUUUCUCUUUACCUCUUUGCAACACCCUCAUUCAUUCACCUUAUUAGCCUACACUCUGCAGGAAAAAAAAAAAAAAACAGGAGUCCCGAAUUAACCACCCCACAUGGAUCUGCCCUUUUCAUUCCCUGUUUUCGCCUAUUUCUCCCUCACUUUCCUCAUCCUUUCUGCAGGGGUUUAUGGGGCAACGUUUACAUUCGUGAACAAAUGUGAGUACACUGUUUGGCCUGGUAUUUUACCCAAUGCCGGAAGCCCUACUCUGGAAAGCACCGGGUUCGAGCUCCCCAGCGACUCUUCCCGUACCUUUACUGCUCCGACGGGGUGGUCCGGCCGCUUCUGGGCCCGAACCGGUUGUAACUUCGACGAAUCCGGGUCAGGCACUUGCGACACCGGCGACUGCGGGUCGGGCCAGGUCGAAUGCAAUGGUGCUGGUGCAGCUCCUCCGGCGACCCUCGCCGAGUUCUCCUUGGGAAACGGCGGCGGUCAGGACUUCUAUGAUGUUAGCCUGGUGGACGGGUACAAUCUGCCCAUGAUUGUUGAAGGGACGGGCGGGUCGGGUAUGUGCGCCUCAACCGGCUGUUUGACGGAUCUGAAUCGGAUAUGUCCUACGGAGCUUCGGGCCAACGGUGGUGGAGCCUGCAAGAGUGCCUGUGAAGCUUUUGGAAGUGAUCAGUACUGUUGCGCCGGAGAGUUUAACUCGCCGGCAUCCUGUAGGCCGUCGGUUUACUCGGAAAUGUUCAAGUCGGCUUGCCCCAGAUCCUACAGCUACGCUUAUGAUGACCCGACCAGUACUUUCACUUGCACCGGCGCUGAUUAUAGUCUCACUUUUUGCCCUUCCUCACCAAGGUAUCCCCGAAGUUUAAAGUUUGUCUUUUUUUGUUGUGAUUAAUGAUUGAAUCAUAUGCUGCAUUAAUUUCAUUAUUACCUUUUUGUUGUCACAUAUGUUGUUUGCUUGAUUUGUUUUUACAAUGGGAUUGACAUUAUUUAUAGCUAAUAAUUCAUGAGACGAUAAUCAAUUGAUUUGAUCAUAAAACAGUUUGGAUUGAAUGGUGCCUAUGUCUAAUGUAUUAUUAUGUCUGUUGGGGAAUUUUGCAGUCAAAAAUCUUCGAAGGAUCCAACAACUCCACCAGGGACAAGCUAUGGUGAUGGCGGGUCAACAAUGUCUGGAACAGGAAGUGGUAUGGGGUCCGAAUCAACAGGGACAGGCUCAAUGGUUGUGACUUCUGGGUCUGAUCCAGAACCAGAUUCGAGUUCGGGUUCGGGUUCAGGUUCAAAUGCUAUGCUGGCUGAUGGAUCAUAUUUGGCGGGUUUGGCCAUGGGUGACUCCACGAGAUUAAUGUGUGUUUGGCAUUCUGCUGCUGCCCUGUUUGGCUUUGCAUUUCUACUUCUCUCAUUUCUUCAAUUGUAGGGGUUUCUAAUAAAUUGUUUGGAUUUUGGCAUUUUGGGUUAGGAAUUUUAGUAGACUUUCUUUUUGAUGGUAGUAGUAAAAUUGGUAGUGAUAGUAGGAGGAAUGGUUUUUCCUUUUAAAUUGUGCAUAUGUAAUGCUUUUUGUUGGCCUAUUUAUGCGAGGGUUCUUAUUUUUGAAUCAAGAAAGGCAUUGCUUGGAAAAGAAACGGGAUUCCUUAAGUUCAGUAAAUCAUUCCAAUUCUCUUGUGUCGGAAAAACUUGGGGGGGGGGGGAGAUGAUUACGGUUACUUGAGAGGCAAAAAACUGGCAAAAGUUGGGUAAAGUGAGAAUGAAAUGGCACAACAGUUGCAGAGAUAAAACGAAGGCAUCUCUUUGCGGAAACUGCAAGUAUGUGUAUGGGGUUGCCUUGUUUCACAACUGUGUGUUGUUUUUCGGGUACAUUGUGCUUCCCUUUUCUCAGAACUUUGUCCAGUUCAUCAACAUUACCAUAGUGUUUAGUUAUCUUAUUCAUUCUAAAGCAAAAAUGAGGUGUGAAACUGGGUUCCUAAAGUUUCAAAGUAUGUGGCUUUUCUAGUAUUUCCUCCGGUCCUUAAUAUAAGGUAUUUUGAUUUAUCUUAGGUUUAACUUAGUACUUAUUUUUAAUUGACAAAAAAAAUUUUAAAAUAUUUCAUAACAAUAAAGAGAAUACAAAGAAUACAAAAAUAUAUGUUUAAGGUAUUUUUUUU
This is a messenger RNA of Oldenlandia corymbosa var. corymbosa, 2597 nucleotides long. The record is from the annotation of a GenBank genome assembly. NCBI's taxonomy places the organism in Eukaryota, Viridiplantae, Streptophyta, Magnoliopsida, Gentianales, Rubiaceae.